AGACUCUUGAGAAAAUGUCCGGAAGAGGAAAAGGCGGGAAGGGACUCGGUAAAGGAGGCGCCAAGCGUCACCGUAAGGUUCUCCGUGACAACAUCCAGGGCAUCACCAAGCCCGCCAUCCGCCGCCUGGCUCGCCGCGGCGGCGUGAAGCGGAUCUCCGGUUUGAUCUACGAGGAGACCCGCGGCGUGCUCAAGGUCUUCCUGGAGAACGUGAUCCGUGACGCAGUGACGUACACCGAGCACGCCAAGAGGAAGACGGUGACCGCCAUGGACGUGGUGUACGCGCUGAAGAGGCAGGGCCGCACCCUGUACGGCUUCGGAGGAAUACGCUCUGACGCGCUGACAAUCAGCCAAUGGGAGAGCGGCAACCGCACAGCAACGUUUGCAUAUCCAGGGCUUAAGACGGAGCAGCGCAGCGAUUACGACACGCAGUUGUUGGUGAACACCAGAUCUGUAGCCAUGCCUGAACCAGCAGUGAAAGCAGCGAAGAAGGGAUCCAAGAAGGCGGUGGCCAAGACCGCCGGCAAGAAGGACAAGAAGAGGAGAAAGACCAGGAAGGAGAGCUACGCCAUCUACGUGUACAAGGUGAUGAAGCAGGUCCACCCCGACACCGGCAUCUCCUCCAAGGCCAUGGGCAUCAUGAACUCGUUCGUGAGCGACAUCUUCGAGCGCAUCGCCGGCGAGGCAUCGCGCCUGGCCCACUACAACAAGCGCUCCACCAUCACCUCCAGGGAGAUCCAGACCGCCGUGAGGCUGCUGCUGCCCGGGGAGCUGGCCAAGCACGCCGUGUCCGAGGGCACCAAGGCCGUCACCAAGUACACCAGCUCCAAGCUACCCCAAAGCUUUGGAAAAAAUCACAGCUACCUUUCGUUCGAGAAGAGAAGCAGAAUGGCAAGAACCAAGCAGACCGCCCGCAAGUCCACCGGGGGGAAAGCCCCCAGGAAGCAGCUGGCCACCAAGGCUGCCCGUAAGAGCGCCCCGGCCACCGGCGGCGUGAAGAAGCCCCACCGUUACAGGCCCGGUACCGUGGCCCUGAGGGAGAUCCGUCGCUACCAGAAGUCCACCGAGCUGCUGAUCCGCAAGCUGCCCUUCCAGCGCCUGGUUCGCGAGAUCGCCCAGGACUUCAAGACCGACCUGCGCUUCCAGAGCUCCGCCGUCAUGGCCCUGCAGGAGUCCAGCGAGGCCUACCUGGUCGGCCUGUUCGAGGACACCAACCUGUGCGCCAUCCACGCCAAGAGGGUCACCAUCAUGCCCAAAGACAUCCAGCUGGCCCGCCGCAUCCGCGGAGAGAGGGCUUAGACUCACCGGACUGCUGAAAACCACACAACGGCUCUUUUAAGAGCCACCA
This is a messenger RNA of Etheostoma spectabile (orangethroat darter), 1347 nucleotides long. RefSeq lists its product as uncharacterized. The record is from RefSeq and is a predicted model, not a curated record. Gene Ontology annotation, cellular component: nucleosome. Bases 15 to 1298 code for a protein of 427 amino acids. Gene Ontology annotation, molecular function: DNA binding; protein heterodimerization activity; structural constituent of chromatin. NCBI's taxonomy places the organism in Eukaryota, Metazoa, Chordata, Actinopteri, Perciformes, Percidae. The transcript has 4 exons.